AAAAUAACGAAGGAAAUGGGCUGAAAUGGAUCAAAUGAUAGAGGAAACAACCAACCUAGGGCACAGCAACAACAAAUGGUUGGUAACCCAGCACCUCAACAUCCUGCUCAAAGGACUUGGUCGCAAAGAUUAAGAGAUGGAGACGUACCAGAUGCUGUAAACUCACAAGACUUUGCAAAUCUGCUUCCCCAUUUAUUCAAUUCGGGUGAAAACGACAAUCAAAACCUGGAAGAGGAAGACUCAAAAUAUUCAGAAGACUUCAAAGAACUUGAAGGUGAAGAUAGAUUUGAAGCCAUGAUUAGAAGAAUAGAGAUGCGCAAGAGCAACUUUUACAAGAAGAUGGGAAGCAAGCCCACCUCUGAUAAAAAUAUGAGCACUGAAGAGAAGAUCAAUUAUCUGAGAGAAAAACUCAAUGUUUACAAGGUGUCCUUUACUCAAGGAUCAAACGUUAUUUAUAUUGAUAGAGAAGACAUCUUUUACGACUCCUUCACUCAGUUUAUGAAUAUGGACCACCAGAAGGAGUUAAAGAUCUUUUUCAGAGGUGAAAUGAAAUAUUCAGGCCAAGAUGCAGGAGGAAUGGAGAAAGAGUGGUUUACUCUUCUUACUGAACAGUUCUUAGACCCUGAAACAGGCCUCUUUAGAGAAACUGCAACUGAUGAAGUAUCUUAUGUCAUAAAUGAAAAAAGUUAUGAAACAGAAGAUUACCUUAAGAAAUUUGAAUUUUUUGGGUUAGCAUUAGCAAAGGCUGUAUUUGAUGAAAUUCCACUCAACUUAUGACUCAAUGAUCUUUUCUUCAAACUUUUUAUAAAUCCAAACUAUGAUGUCACUCUCGAAGACAUUAAAGAGUUCGACUCCGCCGUCUAUAACUCACUAAAAUACAUGCUUGAAAACCAAAUCGAUGAAGAUGAAUUGAUGGAAUUCUAUUUCCAACACGAUUUUGAUGGCCACUCAUACCCUCUCGAUCAAGGAGGAGAAGAGAGAAGAGUUACAGACGAUGACAAAGAAAUCUACAUAAUCCUCAAAGUAAACUUCAUGGUAAAGAACUUCAUCAUGACUCAAGUGAAUGCAGUUAGAGAGGGAUUCUUCAAACUCAUUCCCAACGAAGCAAUCAAAAACUUUACUUACGAAGAACUGAGAUAUCUGUGCUGUGGAGAAGACGCUAUCGACAUUGAAGACUGGAAGAAGAACACCAUUUACCUAGACGAUUAUGACUCUACUACCCAAGUCAUCCAGUGGUUCUGGAGUUAUCUUGAGGAGUGAGACGAAGAUGAUCUCAGAAGUAUCUUCCAAUUUGUUACAGGAAUUUCUAAACUCCCUGCUGGAGGAUUCAAUGCUUUAAAGAAAAACAGAGGAGAUCAAGCCAAGUUUUGAAUCAGGCCAGUGGAUUAUGAGGAUGAAAACUCUUUACCCAAAGCAUACACUUGCUUUAAUAGAUUACAUCUUCCAAGAUACCCAGAAGAGGAUGACUUAGUAGACGCAUUUGAUACCCUUCUAGAGCAGAAAGAAAUUUAUGGAUUUGGUUUAGAAGACUAAUAGUAAUAGAACUAUGAUCUUAAUGAAGCAUAUGGCCAUUUAAUAUAAUAAUAUUUCCA
Moneuplotes crassus is the source of this 1592-nucleotide messenger RNA. Lineage: Eukaryota; Ciliophora; Spirotrichea; Euplotida; Euplotidae. The record is from the annotation of a GenBank genome assembly.